GCGCCGCGUCGAUAUGCUGCAUAGAGGCGACGCUCUGCGAUUCUGGCAGAGAGAGGGAGAGAGAAGGGUAAAAUGAUUAAUCUGUCGACGGCGAAUUUGUGCCCGCAAUGAUAGCCCGCUGAUAGACAUUGGGGCCCCGAGCGUGACGAAACACAGCCCGGAGAGUAGCAUUAAUGCGCAGGAGGCGCACAUCUCGCCGUCGUAGUGCCGCCAUAGCAAGUGGCGCCGUUUGUGUAAUCGUGCAGGCAGGCUCGCAGCCUCUUCGCCUCCUGAGCUGAGCGUCCUUUCAGCACUGGACAGCGACACCGAGGAGGUCCUGAGGCGAGUCCUCCCCUCUUCUGCAGUCAGUUCGACCCUCUCUUGGCUCAGGGCAACGUGUGGCUAGAUGACUUUACUACAUCAACAAGCACCGCGGUAUCCUGGACUAAUAUAGCAGCGUCACAUCCCCCUCCUCUCUCUCUCUCUCUCUCUCUCUCUCUCUCUCUCUCUCUCUCUCUCUCUCUCUCUCUCUCUCUCUCUCUCAUUCUCUUUCUAUCUGCCCCCUGGCUGCUUCUCUGGAGCUCUCUCUCUCUCUUUCUCUCUCCAAUCGCUGAUCCCUCCGUCCAAAGGCACCAUGGGAAACCGUGGCAUGGAGGAGUUGAUCCCGCUGGUCAACAAGCUGCAAGAUGCAUUCAGCUCCAUUGGCCAGGCAUGCAACCUGGACCUGCCGCAAAUCGCAGUGGUGGGCGGCCAGAGUGCAGGAAAAAGCUCCGUGCUGGAGAACUUUGUGGGCAGGGACUUUCUGCCCCGUGGAUCUGGUAUCGUCACUCGCAGGCCCCUGGUUCUGCAGCUUAUCAGCGCUUCUGCAGAAUGGGCUGAAUUUCUCCACUGCAAAGGAAAGAAGUUCACAGAUUUCGAUGAGGUUCGCCAGGAGAUUGAAGCCGAGACGGACCGCGUUACCGGUGCCAACAAAGGCAUAUCUCCUGUUCCCAUCAACUUACGCGUGUAUUCCCCAAAUGUGCUCAACUUGACUCUCAUCGACUUGCCGGGGAUCACCAAGGUGCCGGUUGGAGACCAGCCUGUUGACAUCGAGCAGCAAAUCCGGGAGAUGAUCAUGCAGUUCAUCACCAGGGAGAGCUGCCUUGUUUUGGCCGUCACUCCGGCCAAUACUGAUCUCGCUAACUCGGAUGCCCUUAAACUGGCAAAGGAUGUUGAUCCUCAAGGUCUGAGGACUAUAGGGGUGAUCACUAAACUGGACUUGAUGGACGAGGGCACAGAUGCCCGUGAUGUGCUGGAGAACAAGUUGCUGCCACUGAGAAGAGGCUACAUUGGUGUGGUGAACCGCAGUCAGAAGGACAUCGAUGGGAAGAAAGAUAUCAAAGCAGCUCUGGAGGCAGAGAGAAAGUUCUUUUUUUCUCAUCCGUCGUACAGACACAUGGCGGACAAAAUGGGCACCCCGCGUCUGCAGAAAGUGCUCAAUGAGCAACUGACCAACCACAUCCGAGACACCCUGCCAGCCUUUCGCAGUAAACUGCAGUCCCAGCUGUUGGCCCUGGACAAGGAGGCCGAGGAAUACCGGGGAUACCGACCAGAUGACCCAUCCCGCAAAACCAAGCAGCUGUUGCAGAUGGUGCAGCAGUUCUCUGUGGACUUUGAGAAGAGGAUCGAGGGGUCAGGAGACCAGGUGGACACGGUGGAGCUGUCAGGUGGAGCCAAAAUAAACCGCAUCUUCCAUGAGCGUUUCCCUUUUGAACUGGUCAAGAUGGAGUGUGAUGAGAAGGAGAUGCGUCGUGAGAUCAGUUAUGCCAUCAAGAACAUCCACGGAAUCAGGACGGGGCUGUUCACUCCAGACAUGGCGUUUGAAGCUAUUGUGAAGAAACAGAUCAUCAAGUUAAAGGAGCCUUGUGUCAAGUGUGUGGAUAUGGUCAUCCAGGAACUCAUCAACACUGUACGCCAGUGUUCCAACAAGUUGGAAUGUUUCCCAAUGCUUCGUGAGGAAACAGAGAGAAUUGUGACUUCUCAUAUCCGAGACAGAGAAAGUCGAGCGAAGGAACAGGUUCUGCUGAUGAUAGACAUUCAGCUCUCUUACAUCAACACUAACCAUGAGGACUUCAUUGGCUUUGCAAAUGCGCAGCAGAGAAGCAGUCAGACUAACAAGAGUCAAAGUUCAGCAACAAAUCAGGUCAUUCGUAAAGGCUGGCUGACCAUAAACAACAUCAGCAUCAUGAAGGGAGGAGCCAAGGAGUAUUGGUUUGUGCUUACUGCUGAGAGCCUCUCCUGGUUCAAGGACGAUGAGGAGAAAGAGAAAAAGUACAUGCUCCCCUUGGACAACCUGAAAGUCCGUGACGUCGAGAAGAGUUUCAUGUCCAGCAAGCACAUUUUCUGCAUUUUUAAUACAGAGUCAAGGAAUGUGUACAAGGACAAUCGUACUCUGGAACUGGCUUGUGACUCACAGGAUGAUGUGGACAGCUGGAAGUCUUCUCUAUUACGUGCUGGGGUCUACCCUGAGAAGACCACCACGGUUGAAAGCGAAUCCUCCACCACCACCUCAGAUAACUUCUCCAUGGACCCUCAGCUGGAGCGUAAAGUAGAAACUAUUCGUAACCUGGUCGACUCCUACAUGGCCAUUGUUAACAAGUGUAUCCGGGAUCUCAUGCCCAAGGCCAUCAUGCAUCUCAUGAUCAAUAAUGUGAAAGAGUUCAUCAAUGCAGACCUGCUGGCCCAGCUGUACUCUGCAGGAGACCAGAAUGCCCUGAUGGAUGAGUCCCAAGAGCAGGCCCAGAGGAGGGAUGAGGUGCUCAGGACCCACCAGGCCCUAAAAGAAGCCUUGGCUAUCAUUGGGGAUAUCUCUACCACCACCAUCACCGUUCCUCUGCCACCCCCUGUUGACAACUCCUGGGUUGGGGGAACAAGCGGUGGUCGCAGAUCACCUCCUCCAAGUCCCACUGCCCCAAGGAGGAUGUCUGCAGGCCAGCGCCCAGGCCCUCGAGGUGCCCCACCACCACCAAACCGUCCAGGUCCCCUGGGGCCCUUCAACAACAGUGCUGAGAGCCCCCAGGCUCCCAGCCGCCCAAAUAGGGCCCCUCCGAGCAUUCCCAGUCGACGACCACCGCCAUCUCCUACAAGACAAGUACCGCCAUAAUCAUCCUCAAGGGUCACUCUUCUUCCUCUCUUCCUCAUUCCUCCUCACUUCUCUCUUAGCCAUGGCUCUGCUGCCCUGUUCACUCUCCUUCGUGCAAAUGGUGUCCCCUUGACCCUCCUGCCAAUUGACCAUGUCCAUAUAUCAAUGUACAGUAUUGUACUUGUCUUGUGGUGUGUGUGUUUAUGUGCGCUUCUUGCUCGCCUGUGGUCCAGGUAUGCUUUAACAGAACCACCUCAUAGUAUCAUCCACCAAUACCUCUUUUCCCCCAACCCCUCACCAAGUCAGCCACCACCAGAACUUGCUGCUUCCACAUGAAAAUAUGUGCUGCCGUAUUCAUUUCAAAAUGCAGCAUGGCACAUGAGCGUCUCUUAUUGCAUGGGAGGGUAUGUGUGUGAAUGUGCUUUGCGUGUAAGGGGGGAGGGACUAAAUUGCCUAUAUGUAAACUCCAAUUCACUUAGUAUUAAUUUAUUGUACAACCCUCCCAUAAAUGUUAAUUAUAAGCCUAAUGUUCUCUAUAAGAACACAAGUCGUAUCUUAGUACGUGUGCGUUUGUGUGCAAGUAAUACUGUGUGUGCGAGAACACGUAUGCAUACGCAGGCUGUCUGCCGUUUCAGUUGUAUUUGUUUUCAUGUUCAAAGCUGUUAAUGAUGACUCAUAAACCCUCGGGGUAAAGUUACUAUUGGACUUUUGUGAGAUGUUUGUGUGUUGUAGUAGCAGCCAUAUGCACAUAGCAAGGCUGAGGAGCACCAUCGGUAUCAGUAUACGAAACAGCCUCAAUACGACGUUUAACCUUGUCAUAGGUGUCUACCUGUGCUGUAUCAAUGGUCAAAGUUGUGACCCUCGAUGCCUUAAGCUCAGACUCAGAUGCUGACUGUUGUUGUGGCUGGAACGAUGUUUACCUGUGGAUUAACAGAUGGCAUGAUUUGACAUCUUCCCUUUCAGCCUUUAUCUCAGGUUUGAAACAUGCAACCAACCUAAUGCACAUGAAAGACGAGCACUCUAUUUAUUUACUACUCAAUCCCCGAUAUUCUUUCUUUGAAUCACACACUCAUAAUGUCGGUCAGUCAGCAUCUGUGUUAGAUCUUAAGCAGCUAUUGUCGGUGUUCAAGUGCUUCUCUGCCAGUUUGUUCAUGUGGAUAUGGUCCUAAACUGUGUUCGGGUUCUGCUGUAUUGUUAAGGAACUGUAUUGUAUUGUUAAGGAAAUACUGUACCUGUGGACUAUUAAGACUUCACAAUGGAUCCUAGCGCUUUAAUGGUUCUCUGUCCAUUCACUCAACAUUCAAUUUAGACUGCCUUACCGGCAUGGAUUACAAUUCUAUAUUGCCAAAGCUAAAUAAAUAUAUAGAGAAUUGCAGACUAUAAUAAGAAAACUAAAGAACAACAAUGAAUGAUUCCAUUUGUAGUAAGAUGUUUGUCAGAGAGCAUAAUGGAAAACACAUCUAUUGUUAUUUUCUGUGUCUCUGUAAUGUUCCGCAAUAAAAUAAUUAUGAUAAAAAUGUU
Molecule: messenger RNA, 4621 nt
Organism: Syngnathus acus (greater pipefish)
Lineage: Eukaryota; Metazoa; Chordata; Actinopteri; Syngnathiformes; Syngnathidae
Gene: dnm3b
Product: dynamin 3b
Exons: 21
Coding region: 614-3121 (835 amino acids)
Cellular component (GO): microtubule; cytoplasm; membrane
Molecular function (GO): GTPase activity; GTP binding; microtubule binding
Source: RefSeq, a predicted model, not a curated record